AUGGUAGAUGUCACCCCAAAGUGGCACCAUGUAAAGGAUUACUACAAAUUCCAGUGCUUAUCUGGGAUAAACCCGGGGACUACAUAUUUCUCUCUUUUUUUUUCCCUUAAACAGAAAGAAAAUGCUCUUGUGAAAAUAGACGAGCUAGGAGUUGAGCUUACAAAGAUCAGGGAUGAAGUCGCCAUCAACACAGCGAGAUGUCAGAAACUACAAAAUGAGAAGGAGGAUCUGGAGAGGCGCUUAGAGGAGGAGGCGAGAAAGCUUCGCUGGCAGCAGAAGGAGGAGCUGCAGGAUCUGGAGCAGCGUUUACGUGAGGAUUACAGCACCAAGAUGGAGAGCCUGCAGGAGCAGCACAAGCUGCAGCUGGAUCUCAUCAAGUCUCAGCAUCUGCACCAGGUGUCCGACAUCAUAGAUGUCCACCAAGCUUCAGUGUUAAAGCUGGAAAACAACCACGCCGUCGCCCUUGCUGUACUGCAGGAUGAGCACAACCGUGAGAUCCGAGAACUGGUUGCUGCUCACGAACUGGAGAAAACACAAUUAAAGGAAAAUUUUGAAAAGCUGCGGCUGUCGCUCCAGGACCAGAUAGACACCCUCACCUUCCAGAACCAGUCCCUGAAGGCCAAAGCAGACCGAUUUGAAGAGGCUUUGAAGAAAAACACUGAGGAACAGCUGAAGAUUGCGCAAGCUCCGUAUCUGCACUUAGAAGAAGAUCUGAAGAGCUUAAAACAUGUUCUGGAAUUGAAGAACCAUCAGAUUCAUGAACAGGAGAAGAAGAUUAUGGAGCUGGAAAAACAAGCUGAGAAAAAUUUAAUCCUGGAAGAAAAAAUCACUGUGCUGCAACAGCAGAAUGAAGAACUCAGAGCCAGGAUUGAGCAGAACACCGUCAUAACAAGACAACUGUCGGAGGAGAAUGCCAACCUCCAAGAAUAUGUUGAGAAAGAGGUGGAGGAGAAGAAGCGGCUGAGCAGAACAAACGAGGAGCUGCUCUGGAAACUGCAAACAGGAGACACUGUCAGCCCUGUGAAAUCCCCCCCAGCAUCAUCCACAUCACUUUAUCGCUGCUCUUCAGGGAACUCCUCGCCAGCCAAAGCCAGAACCGUGCGACGGUGAUCCAUCAUGGCCCUCUGCCUCGGUCAUGUUUCCAGCUGCUGAACCUCACACCCAAGGAAGUACCACCAUCAUCAGGUGCCAGAGCUCGUGGCUGCAAGCAUGCUCCCUGGCUGCAUAGCUUCACACUAGGCAGGGCUCUUCGAGAGACCUCAGAUAGGAGCUCAUGGUUUUGACACGUUCAUUACAGUAGCAGGGAGGAUAGUGAUAAGUUAGGAUAGCAGUAAGGUAGGCUAGCAAAAGGUUUAGCUUAGUAGGAUAAUGAUUUCACUGUUGUUAGAGCCAGCUGUUGGAAAAUGCUAUAUCACAGGUUCAUUGGGAUGGACUGCUGCUGCAGUACUUCAGGUUAGUCUCAAAUAGAGUUCCAGUUGUGAACAUUUCUGUAUAUGUGUCUGUGUUUAUAUACAUGUAUGUACUGUACCUUUAUACCUAUAUAUAGACGCACACACAUAUGUAUGUAGUUGAAGAUGUUCUGAAUUGCAUUUUUUUAUACUCUUGGAUACUAAGUGCUGAUCUAUUUUCAUUACAGUCAGCGGUUUUCUAA
Molecule: messenger RNA, 1651 nt
Organism: Meleagris gallopavo (turkey)
Lineage: Eukaryota; Metazoa; Chordata; Aves; Galliformes; Phasianidae
Source: RefSeq, a predicted model, not a curated record